AGACCCAUCUUGCUGCUCCAGAAAGAUAGGAGAUGGAAGUUUUCCCAAACUCCUACCUCCCCAGAUGUCUGUACAUCCUCAUUCUUUUGCAACUGCCCAACCUGGACUCAGCUCACUUUAACGUGACUGGGCCCACGGAGCCCAUCCUGGCCAUGGUGGGUGAAGAUGCUGAGCUGCCCUGUCACCUGCCCACGAAUGUGACUGCAAAGCACCUGGAGCUGAGGUGGCUCCGGAAGGAGGACUCGCAGGCUGUGUUAGUGCUCCGGGACGGGCAAGAGCAGGAGGGAGAGCAGAUGCCCCAGUACCGUGGGAGGGUGACAUUGGUGAAGAACGAUAUCUCCACGGGGCACUUUGCUGUAAAGAUACAUGGCAUCAGGGCCUCUGAUGACGGGGAGUACCGAUGCCUUUUCAAGGAUGAUGGGAAUUCCACCAUAGCCCUCCUGCAUCUCAAGGUGGCUGCUCUGGGUUCUGACCCUCACAUCCAUAUGGAAGUUCAAGAAAAUGGAGAGAUCCGGCUGGAGUGCACCUCAGUGGGAUGGUACCCAGAACCCCAGGUGCAGUGGAGAACUCCCAAAGGAGAAAGGUUUCCCUCCACAUCAGAGGCCAAAGUUCCUGACCAAGAAGGUCUGUUCGCUGUGGCUUCUUCAGUGAUCAUCAGAGAUACCAAUAUGGAGAACGUGUCCUGCUACAUCCACAACCUCCUUCUUGACCAGGUGAAGGAAACAGAGAUUUCCAUACCAGCUCUUUUAUUCCCAAGACUGACUCCCUGGAUAGUGGCUGUGGUUGUCAUCUUGGUGGUCCUAGGGCUUCUCACCAUUGGAUGCAUAUUUUUCACCUGGAGACUAUACAAGGAAAGAGCCAAAGAGAGGAAGAAUGCACUCAGCCCUAAAGGAUAG
Molecule: messenger RNA, 896 nt
Organism: Otolemur garnettii (small-eared galago)
Lineage: Eukaryota; Metazoa; Chordata; Mammalia; Primates; Galagidae
Gene: BTN1A1
Product: butyrophilin subfamily 1 member A1
Exons: 5
Coding region: 33-896 (287 amino acids)
Biological process (GO): regulation of cytokine production; T cell receptor signaling pathway
Cellular component (GO): external side of plasma membrane
Molecular function (GO): signaling receptor binding
Source: RefSeq, a predicted model, not a curated record